Messenger RNA from Trichoplusia ni (cabbage looper), 717 nucleotides. RefSeq lists its product as uncharacterized. The transcript has a single exon. The coding region runs from base 1 to 717 and encodes 238 amino acids. The record is from RefSeq and is a predicted model, not a curated record. NCBI's taxonomy places the organism in Eukaryota, Metazoa, Arthropoda, Insecta, Lepidoptera, Noctuidae.
AUGUUACUUUGUCUCAGCCCCCAGGAACAAUUCUGUGAGGAACUGAACGCACACACAACUAGGAGAUUACCAGACGGAAGAUACGAGGUACGAUUGCCAAUGAAACAGGAUUUCGAAAAACACCUCGGACAUUCCAAAACACGUGCAGUGGCCCAGUUCAAACAGUUAGAAAAUCGUCUACUCAGCAAUGAUAAUCUGCGUCACAAUUAUCAAGAAUUUAUACACGAGUACGAGAAACUAGGACACAUGAAAGAAUGCUACGAACGCAAAAAGCCUCUGUGUUAUUUACCACAUCAUGGCGUAAUAAGAGAAUCUUCUACCACUACAAAGUUACGUGUUGUGUUCAACGCAUCUUCCAAAACAUCUACGGGAAGUAGUUUGAACGAUUUGAUGGAAUGUGGCCCUAAACUACAACGUGAUAUACAAAAAUUACUACUCAGAUGGCGCACUUAUGAAUUCGUGUACACAGCAGAUUUUGAGAAGAUAUAUAGAUGUAUUCUCCUGCAAUCUGAUCAACAACAGCUUCAGAAGAUCGUAUGGCGAGAUCAGCCGCAAGACAUUUUGAAAGAAUACAACCUUUGCACUGUUACCUACGGCAUGAAAGCUGCACCCUUCUUAGCUAUGCGUACAAUGCAUCAACUGCAAGUGACGACCAACAUAAAUACCCCUUGGCAGCUGAAGUGCUCAGAAAUGACUUCUACGUCGACGAUCUCCUAG